UUUUGCCUUUCAAAAAAAAAGCUAAUCCUGCCUUUCAAUGAGAAUAAAAUUAUUUUCUAUUCACACGACAAGUUGUUUGAUUGGAAAGUGACUUCACUUACCAAAAUGGGUGUGUGUGUCGUGCCAUCUUUUCCCUUGCAUGAAAGGACAAAGUCCUUGAUAAAUGAGAGAGAGAAGAGUUCGGUGUCCCUUUUGUAUGUAGGGGAUUUUGUCCAUUUUACAAUAGAGGAAGAAGGUAAAGGAGAAAGAACACACCCACAACAAACUAAACACUAAACACUAAACAUCAUGUUUGAUGGAGUACCAGACCAAUUCCACCAAUUCAUUUCUUCAUCAAUUCCAGCAGCAACAACUCUCCCUCUACCCCUUCCUUUCCCUCCUCCCCUCCACCAUGCCUCCAAUUCCUCCCCUUUCCCUCCUGCCUUUGAUCCUCUCUACACUUCCGCUCCUUCCAAUUCCCAUCCCUUGUUCUUGCACCAGAAGAUUUCCCAAGAAAAAGAAGACAACACCUUGGUGGGUGUGAACUUAGAGAAGCAGAGAUCCAUUGAUCCAUGGUCCAGUGAAGAAGUGAUUGCUCUAUUAAGGGUCAGAUCUAGCAUGGAGAAUUGGUUCCCAGAAUUCACUUGGGACCAUGUGUCAAGGAAGCUUGCGGAACUUGGAUUCAAAAGGAGUGCUGACAAGUGCAAGGAGAAAUUUGAAGAAGAAAGCAGAUACUUUAACAGCAACAUUAAUUGCAGCAAGAACUUAAGGAUCUUUAGUGAACUUGAGGUGCUUUGUCAUGGUGAUCAAAACAACCCUGCUGCUGCUGCUGAACCAAAAAAGAAGAAAAGCUUGGAAAACCAUGGUGAUGAAGAAGAAGGCCAAGAAGAUGGCUCAAGGAAUAGUAAUUAUGGUCAUGAUCAUGAUCAUGAUCAUCAAAUGGUAGGGAAUCCAUCAGAGGAUUGUAAUGAGAAAGCGGUUGAUGGUGAUGAUGAUGGUGACCAGAAAGCAAAGAGCAGGAAGAGGAAAAGAGAGAAGAAGUUUGAGAUGUUUAAGGGAUUUUGUGAAGAUGUUGUGAAUAAGUUGUUGGCUCAACAGGAAGAGUUGCAUAAUAAACUUCUUGAAGACAUGGUGAAGAGGGAUGAAGAAAAGGUUGCUAGAGAAGAAGCUUGGAAAAGGCAAGAGAUGGAUAGGAUUAACAAGGAGCUUGAACUUAGGGCACAAGAACAAGCAAUUGCAGUGGAUAGACAAGCUACGUUAAUCAAAUUCUUAAGUACAUUUGCACCAAAUUCUGGUCCUACUUCAUCUUCUUCACUAGCCUUAGAACAAAACUCUAAUUUUCCCAUUACCAAUAAUAACCAAACGAAAGUUGAUCGAGUGGUACUUUCAUCUUCAUCAACCAUGAUUCAGAUGAAACCCUCUUCAUUGACUGAAAAUCCAGCCCCUCAAAACCCUAAUUCACCUCUUGCUCCUACCACCUCAAAAGCAUCAACAUCAUCUCCUUCAUUAACACCCCAAAACCCUAAUUCUCUCAGUGCUCCAAAAACUCCAAAAGCUCCACAAAACACUACUCCCAUAAGUGAUCAUAAAGAAGACCUUGGUAAGAGAUGGCCAAGAGAUGAAGUGCUGGCUCUCAUAAAUCUCCGAUGCAGUCUCUUCAACAGUACCAAUACAGGCGAGGAAAAGGAAGGCGGCGCUGCCGUGAAGGCUCCUCUGUGGGAGAGAAUCUCGCAAGGGAUGCUAGAACUGGGGUACAAAAGGAGUGCAAAGAGAUGCAAAGAGAAAUGGGAGAACAUAAACAAGUACUUCAGGAAAACAAAAGAUAAUAACAAGAAGAGGUCUAUCGACUCUAGGACAUGUCCUUAUUUCCAUCAAUUAAGCACCUUGUACAAACGAGGCACAGUGGUAGCUUCCUCGGAAGGGCAGGAAACACAGCCAGCGUUGCUCGGAAACCACUCCGAUUCAUCGGAAACUCGGGUAGGGACUGAUUCAACCGUGGCUCAAGUACCAACUUUUGAUUUUGGAUUUUAAUUAUUCCACAUUUUUAGCUUUUUUUCUAGUUUCUAUAUAUUUAAAUUUUUUAUAAUAUUUUUCUUGGGGGAUUUAAGGUUAAUAUAUUGUAUUUUGGUGGGCACCGACAAUUGGGAAAUGAGAACCUAGGAAUUAAUUCCAGGUGGCUGUCAUUAUUAUAUAAUUGGUAUUUAUGCUCCUAAUAAUUUUUGUAUUUGAAGAGAAGUUUUGUUUGCUAUAUAUAUGUGAAGGGGACAGUGGUCAGGGGCCAGGGCCAUUUCCCUCUUAUCUUACCAAAUAAAAUAAAACAGUAUGC
Molecule: messenger RNA, 2305 nt
Organism: Rubroshorea leprosula
Lineage: Eukaryota; Viridiplantae; Streptophyta; Magnoliopsida; Malvales; Dipterocarpaceae
Source: the annotation of a GenBank genome assembly